UUCUUCUUCUUCUUCUUCUUCUUCUUCUUCUUCUUCUUCUUCCUUUUCUUCCUUCUUAAGCUUCUUCUUCUUCCUUAAGCUUUUCUUCUUCCUUCUUAAGCUUUUCUUCUUCCUUCUUAAGCUUUUCUUCGUCUUCUUCAAUGACGAAAUGUUUUCUUUGCUUCCUCUGUCUUCUCCUCUCCCUACUCAAUUUCUCGUCAUCUCAAGACGACACCACCAUAAUGAAUUCCCUCAAAACGUCCUUUAACCUCACAAUGUACCUCGAAUGGUCAGACCCCAAUCCGUGCAAAUGGAUUGCCGUCAUUUGCGACGAACGCAAUCGCGUCACGAAGAUACUGCUCAAAGAGGCCAUCGUCCGAGGGAAGCUCCCUCCUGAACUCGGGAAACUCUCCGAGCUCAUCGAACUCGAUCUCUCCUCGAACGAAAUCUCCGGUUCAGUUCCGGAUCUCUCCGGUCUGACUCAUCUAGAGAUACUGAAACUCGGCGACAAUCUCUUCGUUUCGACGCCGGAAAAUCUCUUCUCCGGGAUGAAAUCGCUACAGGAAGUGUACUUGGAUGACAACCCGUUCGCUUCUUGGGAGAUUCCAGAGACUGUCAAGGAAGCGACGUCUCUGAUGGUUCUCUCCCUCAGCAACUGCAACCUCAAGGGUUCGAUUCCAGAUAUCUUCAGCUUCCAGACGCUCCCCACCCUCACUUCUAUCAACCUAUCUUGGAAUCAUUUCUCCGGAGGUUUGCCUCAGAGCUUGUCCGGUUCGUCGUUGCAGAAGUUGUAUCUCGACGGGCAGAACCUCAACGGAUCGAUCUCGGUUUUGCAGAACAUGACUUUUCUCAUCGAGGUUAAUCUGCAAGACAACGCCUUUUCAGGUCAAAUCCCUGAUCUCUCCGGUUUACGGUCUCUAAGAGUGUUCAAUGUAGCAAAGAAUCAGCUCACCGGCCUUGUCCCACCUUCGUUUAUCGGUCUCAAGUCGCUUUCUGUAGUGAAUCUCACUUUUAAUUACUUUCAAGGACCGAGUCCCUUCUUCAACAAGUCAGGCGCUGUUUACACGAAUAAUAGCUUCUGUCUGGCCACUCAUGGCGCUCCCUGUGAUCCACGUGUCCAGACAUUGAUUUCUAUAGCUGAGUCGUUUGGCUAUCCGUUGAAGCUAGCCAUGAGUUGGACAGGGAAUGAUCCGUGUGUUAGCUCGCUCUGGCUCGGGAUUAAUUGUUCCGGAAGUACCGUUACAGGUGUUAACCUUGGGAGGCAAGAGCUCACGGGUACCAUAUCUCCCAGUUUUGGCCAGCUUACGUCUUUGCAAGCUAUUGACCUUUCUAAUAAUCGACUCACUGGGAGUAUACCGGAGGUGCUUACCGAUCUGCCCAGGCUUAACACACUCGACGUGUCUAACAACAACAUUUCUUGUCUCGUCCCAAUGUUCAGCGGAAGUGUGAAAGUGGUGACUUCUGGUAACGCUAACAUCGGAAAGGAUGUACGAGGUUGUGGCGGCGAAAGUUCUAUCAAGUCGAGAAAUGUCAAGAUAGUAGUUAUUGUGCUUGUUGCUGCAUUGGGUCUAGUUGGACUCGGUGUUUGCCUCUACGCCAAGAAGAGAACACCGAGCCAGCAUCACUCUAGUAUCAACAAUGGGGGAGGAGGAGGAGGAGGAACCGAGAGCGCCAACAGUGACGCCGUGGAGUCUGGUAACUUGGUUAUAUCGAUACAGGUUCUGAAGAAUGUGACGAACAACUUCAGUGAAGAGAACAUUCUCGGGAGAGGCGGUUUCGGCACAGUUUACAAAGGCGAGCUACACGAUGGAACUAAGAUAGCUGUGAAGAGGAUGGAGCUUUCAGCUGUGAGUAAUAAGGGACUUGAAGAGUUUAAGUCUGAGAUCACAGUUUUGACUAAGAUGCGUCACCGCCAUCUCGUUGCACUUCUUGGUUACUGUCUUGAUGGCAACGAGCGGCUUCUUGUGUAUGAGUACAUGUCGCAGGGAACACUGAGCCAGCAUCUGUUCCGCUGUAAAGAAGGAGAGCGUAAACCGCUUGAUUGGACUACAAGGUUGGCUAUUGCUUUGGAUGUUUCUAGGGGUGUGGAGUACUUACACACUCUUGCUAAUCAGAGUUUCAUCCAUAGGGAUCUAAAACCAUCUAACAUCCUUCUUGGUGAUGACAUGCGUGCUAAAGUCUCUGACUUUGGGUUAGUCCGCUUAGUCCCUGACGGCGAAUACUCCAUCGAGACGAGAGUUGCUGGGACCUUCGGUUACCUUGCUCCAGAAUAUGCAGUGACUGGAAGGGUGACGACCAAAGUAGACAUAUUCAGCCCCGGGGUCAUACUUAUGCAGCUAAUCACUGGACGUAAAGCCUUAGAUGAGACGGACCCUGAGGACAUCGUCCAUCUAGUAACAUGGUUCCAUGGUGUAGAGGCCAGCAAAGACAAAGACCAAAACGCCUUCAAAAACGCGAUAGACCCGAACAUGAAGCUGGACGAAGACACCUUAGCCAGCGUUGAAAAAGUUUGGGAGCUUGCUGGUCAUUGCUGUGCACGUGAGCCUUCCAAAAGACCCGACAUGUCUCACAUCGUUAACGUACUUUCUUCUCUCACCGUCCAAUGGAAACCCGCUGAGCUCGAUCCUGAUGACCUCAACGGGAUAGACUAUCGUCUUUCCCUUCCGGAGGCGGUUAAGAAAUGGCAAGCUUCUGAGGGGCUUAGCCAAACGGAUGACUCUGGUUCUUCCUCCUCUGUGACAGUAAAUAUCAUUUAGGAGGUGUUAUUGGAUUAAGAGUUUAGUGGAAUUGAAAAUAACCGUAAUUAGGAUUCUUUUAAAAGGUGAGAAGGAUUUAAAUAGAAUGGUUUGCAAUGCAUUUUGCAUACGUAAAUACAGACUACAUUCUACAUUCUCUCAAAGAAAGCUUCGAGCUCCAGCACUCACAUACGUAAAUACAGACUACAUUCUCUCAAACCAACACAACUCUUGCCAAGGCUUAAUAUCUUGUCCCAUCGAUUUACUAACUCUAGAAAAAUGGAAAAAGUGGUCUGCACUUGAAUUCACCAGAAGAACAUUCCUGACAAAUAUAAAAGGCCAGAAACCGGUCAGAGAAGAAAGGAGCAGAAUGAGGCUGUUGAAAGAGAAACUCUGAGUCUGUUACAGCAACCGCAGAGUGAAGAUUGUUAUGCAAUUGUCAUCAAGCUGCUUUGCAGUGGAUGAUGGUAUAAUAACUAAGAGUAAUACCUUCACAGUUCGUUUGCUGUACUUCUCAGAG
Messenger RNA from Raphanus sativus (radish), 3234 nucleotides. RefSeq names its product receptor-like kinase TMK3. Gene Ontology annotation, molecular function: ATP binding; protein binding; protein kinase activity. Bases 141 to 2735 code for a protein of 864 amino acids. Lineage: Eukaryota; Viridiplantae; Streptophyta; Magnoliopsida; Brassicales; Brassicaceae. The transcript has 2 exons. Gene Ontology annotation, biological process: protein phosphorylation. The record is from RefSeq and is a predicted model, not a curated record.